AUGAUCAGAUCUUUCGCGGGUCAACGGCAAUCGGGAGUUGCUCAGAAGCGCGGAAAGACUCAGGAUAUGGGCUUGCUGUUUCCGGUGUGGUGCGUCCACUUGUACGUUCUUUCUAUUCGCUUACAUACUCGUGCAUGCGCGUGGUGAGUACGAGUACGGUUGAGAGAACAAUACGAUCAUCAAGAUCAUCGUCGGUGA
Messenger RNA from Haemonchus placei, 198 nucleotides. The record is from the annotation of a GenBank genome assembly. Lineage: Eukaryota; Metazoa; Nematoda; Chromadorea; Rhabditida; Trichostrongylidae.